CACGGCCUUAUCAGCGGUGGCCGCUCCGCUCUCCCUCCGAAGCUGCUCCGGCAAUGUCCGCCCCCGCCCCGACCCCCAUCCCGCUGACCACCGUCGCCGAGCUGCGGCAGCACCACUCGCAGCUGGUCCGCCUGGGCCUCGCCUCCCACCCCGCCCACGCGCGCCGCCUCCUCUCCUUCCUCGCCCGCGACCCCGACGCCCACUUCCCCUACGCGGCCCGGCUCCUGGCGCACCAUCCGGACCCGCACCCGGCGCUCUUCAACCCGCUCUUCCCCGCGCUCCCGCCGCGCCACGCCGCGCGGCUCCUGGCCCUCAUGCUCUCCCUGCCACUCGCCCCCGACCACUUCACCUUCCCGCGCGUCCUCCCCGCCGCCGCCCCGCUCCACCUCGUCUCCCAGCUCCACGCGCUGCUCCUCAAGCUCGGCUUCCGCGCCCACACGCAGUCGCUCAACGCGCUGCUCGCCGCCUACCUCGCCAACGCGCGACCCGACCUCGCCUUCCGCGCCUUCCGCGGCGGGGGCUGCGCGCUCGACGUCGUGUCGUGGACCACCAUGGUCGGCGGGCUCUGCAGGCUCGGGCUCGUCGACGCCGCGCGGGAGGUGUUCGACGCGAUGCCGGAGCGGAACCUGGUGUCGUGGAACGCGAUGAUGUCCGGGUACGUCAGGGCCGGGCGGUUCCUGGACGCGCUGGAGGUGUUCGACGAGAUGCGAGCGCGCGGGGUGGACGGGAACGGGUUCGUCGCGGCGACGGCGGCGGUGGCGUGCACGGGCGCCAGCGCGCUGGCGCGCGGGAGGGAGGUGCACCGCUGGGUGGAGCGGAGCGGGAUCCGGAUGGACGAGAGGCUGGCGACCGCGGUGGUCGACAUGUACUGCAAGUGCGGCUGCGUCGAGGAGGCGCGGCGCGUGUUCGAGGCCCUGCCGGCCAAGGGGCUCACGUCGUGGAACUGCAUGAUCGGCGGGCUCGCGGUGCACGGGCGGGGCGAGGACGCCCUCGAGCUGUUCGGCCGGAUGGAGAGGGAGGGCGUGGCGCCGGACGACGUCACGCUGGUGAACGUGCUCGCGGCCUGCGCGCACGCGGGGAUGGUCGGCGAGGGCCGGCGCUGCUUCGACCACAUUGUUCGGAGAUACGGCAUCGAGCCCAAGAUGGAGCACUACGGCUGCAUGGUCGACUUGUAUGGAAGAGCAGGGCGGCUGGGCGAAGCCAAGAAAGUGAUCGACGACAUGCCGAUGGAGCCGGACGUUGGCGUCCUCGGUGCGCUCUUCGGUGCGUGCAGGAUCCACGGCGACGUCGAACUGGGCGAGGCGAUCGGGUGGCGCGUCAUCGAGCUGGAUCCCCAGAACAGUGGCCGCUACGUGCUGCUGGCGAACCUCCUCGCCACUGCCGGCCGGUGGGAGGACGUGGCCAGGGUCCGGCGGCUCAUGGACGAGCGGAACGUGAGCAAGGAAGCCGGGCGGUCCGCGAUCGAGGUCGACGGCGAGGUCUGCGAGUUCCAGUGCGGGAGCCUGUGCCAUCCCCAGGCGGAGGAGGUGUACGCCAUGGCCAGGGACAUGAUGAGGAGGAUCGGGGCAGAGGGAUACGUGCCCGACACGAGGGACGUGCUGCACGACAUUGCAGAGGAGGAGAAGGAGACGCCGCUGCUCUACCACAGCGAGAAGCUGGCCAUCGCCUUCGGGCUGCUGCGCACGAGGCCCGGCGACACGAUGCGGAUCACAAAGAAUUUGAGAGUCUGCAGGGAUUGCCAUGAGGCGACCAAGUUCGUGUCCCGCGUAUUUGAGCGCGAGAUCGUGGUCAGGGACAGGAACCGGUUCCAUCAUUUCAAGGAUGGGAAGUGCUCGUGUAAAGAUUAUUGGUAGAAUCCAUUAAGAAGUUUACGUUAUUCCCAAAGUUAGAGCUUAAGCCUUUUCUCUUAGUUUGCUU
Panicum virgatum (switchgrass) is the source of this 1917-nucleotide messenger RNA. Its product is annotated as pentatricopeptide repeat-containing protein At3g62890-like. Lineage: Eukaryota; Viridiplantae; Streptophyta; Magnoliopsida; Poales; Poaceae. Gene Ontology annotation, molecular function: RNA binding; zinc ion binding; protein binding. Bases 54 to 1853 code for a protein of 599 amino acids. Gene Ontology annotation, biological process: RNA modification. The transcript has a single exon. The record is from RefSeq and is a predicted model, not a curated record.